Drechmeria coniospora is the source of this 393-nucleotide messenger RNA. RefSeq lists its product as uncharacterized. Bases 1 to 393 code for a protein of 130 amino acids. The transcript has a single exon. Lineage: Eukaryota; Fungi; Ascomycota; Sordariomycetes; Hypocreales; Ophiocordycipitaceae. Gene Ontology annotation, cellular component: cytosol. Gene Ontology annotation, biological process: pentose-phosphate shunt, oxidative branch; pentose-phosphate shunt. The record is from RefSeq and is a predicted model, not a curated record. Gene Ontology annotation, molecular function: NADP binding; phosphogluconate dehydrogenase (decarboxylating) activity.
AUGUGGCGCGGCGGCUGCAUCAUCCGUUCCGUCUUCCUCAAGGACAUCACGGCCGCCUACCGCAAGGAGCCCAACCUGACGAACCUGCUGUUCGACGACUUCUUCAACAAAGCCAUCCACAAGGCGCAGCCCGGCUGGCGGGACGUCGUCGCCCAGUCGGCCCAGCUCGGCAUCCCGACGCCCGCCUUCUCCACGGCGCUGUCGUGGUUCGACGGCUACCGCACCAAGGACCUGCCCGCCAACCUGCUCCAGGCGCAGCGCGACUACUUCGGCGCCCACACCUUCCGCAUCAAGCCCGAGUUCGCCAGCGCCAAGUACCCCGAGGGCCAGGACAUCCACGUCAACUGGACCGGCCGCGGCGGCAACGUGUCGGCCUCGACCUACCAGGCAUAA